Molecule: messenger RNA, 3642 nt
Organism: Phycodurus eques (leafy seadragon)
Lineage: Eukaryota; Metazoa; Chordata; Actinopteri; Syngnathiformes; Syngnathidae
Gene: tnfsf11
Product: TNF superfamily member 11
Exons: 4
Coding region: 292-1092 (266 amino acids)
Biological process (GO): immune response
Cellular component (GO): membrane
Molecular function (GO): tumor necrosis factor receptor binding
Source: RefSeq, a predicted model, not a curated record
UGUGAUAAGGACAGGCGCGCCACCUGCAGCGCGUUCACUCUCUCUCUCUCAGCUCCAUCUCGAGUCUGGACUCCGGACUCCGGACUCCGGACUGCGGACUGCGGACUAGUAGCGGCCGCCGCCGCCGCCGCCGCAGCAGCAGCAGCAGGCGGAGUUUCACUCACUCGAGCAUUCCGUCCGUCACUGCGUGCCUCGGCCCACCCACUUCACCGCCGACGCACGCGCACGCGCGCGCACACCGCUCGACUUGAGCUCGUCCACCGAGUCCCUCCGCACGUAGUUACGGGGAGCAUGGCAGCCGCCCACGGCGAAUACAGAGGCUACCUGCGCACAACCGUGGACGUGGAAGCCGGCCACCAGCGCCUCCAGCCGGCGGCCGGCCCGGAGCACUCGCACCGGCCGCUCUUGUUCGGCACGCUGGCGGUCAUGGGGCUGCUCCAGGUGGCCUCCAGCGUGGCCAUCUUGCUGCACCUGACGGGCUACCUGCAGGAGGUAGAUCUGACCACUGCGCCACGUCGGCCCAUAGAGGAAGUGCAGACGGAGCCGGUGCUGAACGCGCUGAGAGACACCAGGAAGAACCGACGCUUCAAGAACCACAAGGAGACCCCGCCCUCCGCCCACCUGCCCAUCAAGGUGCACCAACAGUUCGCCAAGCCCGGCGAACCGAACGCGAUCACCAUCGACUGGGACGAGGCGCACGGGUACCGUCAUCGCAUGGACUACCAGAGGGGCAAACUGCUGGUGGUCAAGUCGGGCUUCUACUACGUCUACGCCAAAACCUGCUUCCGCUACUACGAGUACCCCGGGGACGGCGGCCAAGGCGGCGGGCCCUCCGUGGACGUGAGCAACACGCAGCUCAUCCAGUACGUCUACCACGAGAGCAUCAAGCAGAACAGCAAAGAGGACCUGCUGAUGAAGACGGGCAGCACCAUGCGCUGGGACAACUCCAGCUACAACAUGUACUGCGCCCAGCAGGGCCGAGGCCUCUGGCUGGAGCAAGGGGACGCCUUGUACGUUAGCGUGUCCAACGCGUGGAUGCUGGACCCCGACGGAGUGGGCACGUACUUCGGGGCCAUUAAGUUGGGUAACUGAAAACACGCCAAGACGCGCGGGACGCCGCCACGCUACUGAAGUGACGCCAAAGAACCGCUGAUGAUUUCAUAGAUUUAGCCGCACGUAGCCCCGUGCCGUCGCGGGCAGAACCGCGGCCGACUCGGUCGAGUGUAGCGCUGGAUUUAUUUUAUUUUUUUACUCCUGUUAUUCAUUAAGAUCGCAUUUGACUCUGUUGUUGUUGUUGUUUUUUUUUAAGCACUGAUGACAAAAAAAGGGCGCAAGUGAUGAAUUGUGGGCAACGAAGAUCAGCGUCGUCAUGGAAACAAGGAGUUUGCAUUUUAACACCAGCGCCGCCAAAAUAUUCCUCACCCGCAGUUGUCGAUGUUUUCCAGGAAGAGGUUUUUUGUCGGCGAGACGGAGGCAGCCCAGACGAGGCGCCGUUAUGACGGCUACGUUUACGUGCAAAGGUUGUGCCUCCUCUAUUCCGUUUAGUUCUUACAAUCAAGGCCGAGUGUCCCGAGUCAAGCCGAUUCCUCUGAAAACGUGCACGCCCUCGGUUGUAAAUUUGACUUUCACUGACCUUCAAAUGCUCCCACCGUUAUUCUUGCCUCACGCAGCAUCUCGCCGUCCGUUUUCCAAAAUUGCGCUCACUCAGGUGCCGGGUCAGCUUGGGCCAGAGGCAGAGCGCCAGUCACUCGCGGGGCGCAUUUCGCCAAACGGCCGUUUACAAUCGAGAAUCGUCAGUCAACCUGACUUGCUUGUUUUCAGGAGGCGGGAAGAAUCUGGACGAGGCGCAGCGACAUAUUUGAGCAUAGAUUCCAAUCGUUUUGGCAUUACAAAAAUCUGGACUUCCCCCAAAUAGAAUCUUUGAAAAGUAGCAACGCAUCUUGCACUAAACUGGGACAGAAGGCUGCGUUUGCAGGAGCCGUCCAACCCGACAGCUUUCGAGACGCGCGACGAUCGUGCUUAGGAUGAGAAGAAGAAUUUGCGUUUACACUAUAAAGCACCUUUCAUGGGACUCGAAUGCAAUUGUGACGAUGCCAUCGGCCUUUCAAAUGUUGUUUCCUCUGCAAUUGUGCCAACUCGUCGUAACGUCAGCCACUCGUGUGUCUCUUCUGGUUUUUUCUUUUUUGUUUUGCCCGACGCUACACAAGCGACCGGAAAUACUAGACUGGAAUUAACUGAAAAAGACACAGGACAGAUGGAGUCCAGUGGGCACACAAUACAGCGCAACUUUUCAGACAGUUCACAGGUGUUUUAGUCACGCGUCUAUGACGUGCGUUUGUCAAAAUAGAAUGACGGAGUCAUCGCAUCAUCAUCACGAUGAUGAUGAUGACACCCAAUCCCCAGAGAGAGCAAUCGAGACGCUUCCGAAAUGACACCGUGUCGGCAACUUGACCCAGAAAUCAAGCGUGUGCCGGAUAGCGGAAGGAAACAACUUUAGCUAGCGCCAAUCUUUUUGGCUUUGACGUGAAAGUAAGGACCCGUGGGUGACGUUUGUGUUUCUGUGUGGUAGUGUUUCAGACAGUGGAGCUCGACAGCGUCUCUGGAUCGUCACCCGACCGAUCAUGCCACGGGAGGAGAAACUGUGUGGCGGCGAUAUUACGGAAAUGAGUUAGUGUUGCGGAAUUGCAGAACAGCUGGUUUUCACAAAGAGGCCUAGAACAGCAGAUUCCCACCUGACGGGUGCGCAGGCACUCCAGUGACCCACCUACGUUUAGGAGAGUCGUCCUCUCUGUCCAUUUUUCAGCGUCAGCGUCGUCCUCAAAAUACCGGCGUCCACGUGAACACAGUCGCUUCCUCUUCAUCACAAUUGGAAUCCAGUUUGAAAUGAUUCAAUACUUACUCUGCCCCGCUUUAUUUGUAUUUACUUGGCCACCUCAACUAUCGCAACACAAAUGUGCGACGUUUUUGACUGAAUUGGGACAAACGACGUGUUUGCGUCGCUGCGGGUGACGAUCGACAAGUGAUGCAGAUAGCGGGACUGUCUGCUCUUGGACAUGAAAAGACUUUCAAAGGGAGGAACCAAAUUGACUUUGGUUUGUCUUUAACUUAUUUCUUCUUGGUUUUCAUUUGGCUCUCCAGUGAGGUAAAUGGGAACAUGCACCAGCUAUUUAUUUAUUAGUUCGAGAAGUACAGUACAGAUGCGGUUCAUUGUUAAAGUGGCCUUUAAGCUGUAUAAACAAAGUCAUGUAUAUUUCAUGUCUGUACAACAUUCAUUAUGCAGCACUUGGGACAUAGUAGGCACGCUUUUUGUUCAUAAAAACAGGGGCUUCAGCUCUACUUCCGUAUUUAUGUAUCUCACGUUUGACAAUUGUGUGUGCGCUCGCUAGCUGAAAGUGAAAUGCAUUUGUUUAUUCCGCAAGAUAGUAACAUACCUGAUUUCGACGGAGAAUGUUUUUGUCAGUAUGUUUUUAUUAUUUAUGUUUGUGUAUGUUGAAAUAAAAAUACUACUUUUGUAAUUAGGUUUCACAGUGCAUUGAACAGAGAUGUGGGCGCGAUUUCCGUCGGAAUCCAGAUUGUCAAAUUCAGACAUCCCGACUGUCCUUCACCGAGCACUCGCGGGGUAAAACAAAAUUGAUACGAUCA